This is a messenger RNA of Meyerozyma guilliermondii ATCC 6260, 1830 nucleotides long. RefSeq lists its product as uncharacterized. The coding region runs from base 1 to 1830 and encodes 609 amino acids. Gene Ontology annotation, biological process: transmembrane transport. Gene Ontology annotation, molecular function: transmembrane transporter activity. NCBI's taxonomy places the organism in Eukaryota, Fungi, Ascomycota, Pichiomycetes, Serinales, Debaryomycetaceae. The record is from RefSeq and is a predicted model, not a curated record. The transcript has a single exon.
AUGUCCACGAGUGUGAAGAGUGAAACCUUAAACUCAUCUCAUGAGUUAUCAGCUUCGUCUUCGAAUGAGACGGUGCAACCGAUGGCAUUUACUGGUCAACCACAAAAAGAUGGUUUUCGUCGAGGAUCUACUGCUUCUAGAAAAUCGUAUGAAAGUACGAGAUCCUUAGGGUAUUCCGAGAAAGAUAUUUAUUGUGACUUGGAUUCUGAAGAAAUAAGGAUCCAGAGAGAAUUGACAAGAAAAACUAUUCUUUCUGAACUCGAACAAAAAGCACAAAAUGAAGCAUUUGAUUUCCCAAACUUACCAGAAUCAGCAGUCCCUGUAGACAAUGCCGGCGAAGAGUUUGCCGAUAUAGAUCCCGAGCUUGUGACUUGGGACGGGUAUGACGACCCUGAAGAUCCUAGAAACUGGUCAAUUGCAACUAAACUGUACCUCAUAGCAUUUGUGUCUCUCUACACCGUUGUAUCGCCAAUGUCAUCGUCAAUGCCUUCUCCCGCAGUGGAACACAUAUCCAAAGACUUUGGUAUCACCUCAAACGUUGUUCAGGCUAUGAUGAUAUCUAUACAAAUUCUUGCAUGGGCAAUGGGUCCUUUAAUUAUUGCCCCACUUAGUGAAAAUGAUUUAUUCGGAAGAAAAGUGGUUCUCGAUGUUUCGAUUUGGAUGUCAUUAUUCUUCAACAUUGGCUGUGCUUUCUCUCAGAACACUGCUCAGAUGAUGGUAUUCAGGUUUGUUGGCGGUCUCUUCGGUUCUAGUCCUAUCAAUGUUGGUGCUGGAGUGAUUUCUGAUCUCUUUGAAGCCAAACAGAGAACCACAGCCUUAGCAGGGUUCUCCCUUGCACCGCUAUUGGGACCUGUUAUAGCACCAGUUAUUGCUGGGUUUAUUGUGGACCAUAAAGACUGGAGAUGGGUGUUCUACAUUUUGUGCAUUUUCAACGGUGCUGUGGCCAUUGUUGGAACCAUUUUCUAUCGCGAGACUUACUCACCGACCUUACUCAAACAAAAAGCUCGCAGGUUAAGAAAGGAAACAGGAAACAAAAACCUACACACGAUAUAUGAAAUCGCUGAUGGAGAGACCUUUCUUAGCAAAGUCAUGCUCACGAUGACUCGUCCAGUCAUGUUGUUGUUCACACACCCCAUGAUUAUAGGGCUUGGAUCGUUCAUGGCAUUUACCUAUGGGUUCAUGUACUUGAUGAUUGUUACAUUUCCCGAAAUAUUCAAGGUCAAAUACGGGUUUUCUCUGAGCAUUACUGGCCUCAUGUACAUCCCAAUGGGCGUAGGGUUCAUGCUCGGUGUCGUUGUGUGGACUCUUCUUAUCAACAAGACUUACACUAGAUUGUGUGAAAAGAAUGGAGGAGAGCAAAAACCCGAAUACAGACUUCCAUGUUUGUUUGCAACUUCCAUCAUUAUCCCCAUUGGAUUGGUUUGGUACGGAUGGUCGGCCCAGUACAAAUUGCACUGGAUAAUGCCCGGAAUUGGAUCUGCGAUUUUUGCUUUUGGUCUUGUUGGUGUAUUUCAGUCGCUUCAAGGUUACUUGAUAGACAUGAAUCCCCGAUUCGCAGCCUCAUCUGUUGCGGCAGCAGCAUUAUUUCGGUCACUCUUUGGGUUUGCGUUCCCACUUUUCGCAUCAAAGAUGUACGCUAGACUCAACUACGGGUGGGGUAACACGAUGUGUGCAUUUAUUGGCUUGGUGCUUGGAGUCCCAUUUCCAAUCUUCUGCUACAUCUAUGGCGAAAGAGUGCGACUUUGGGCCAAUCAGAGAAUGGAGCAAAGUCAAGCCAAACGAGACCAAAAAAACUUGCAGCGCUUAAAGAGGAAACUCAAACAACAAUAG